AAAGUGAUUAAGCGUUCCCCACCCCACCAAUGCAAAAAGACCCAAUUUAAUCUAUCUCGUAAUUAAUCCUCCUUCCCCAAUCCAUUGGAAAAAUUAGGGCUCCAAUAAAAACCUAACUUUCCUAAUCCCCCCACAGAAUCAUCAAAUUGAAUCUAUAUCCAUAUAGCAAUCGAUCCUGCCCACAAAAUAAAAUAACAUAAAAUAAAAAAGUUGACAUUUUUAUUAAAGGGGUUUUGUUUUUUAACCUUCCCAAAAAAUGUCAGAAUCUGAUAUCAACAAUCGUCAUCAUCAUCCUCAUCCUCAUCAUCAUCUUCAUCAUCAUCAACAUUCAUCAAGUAUUUUUGAAGCUGUAAAUUUACAGCCAGUAAACUUACAUAAUAAUCAUAAUCAAGGAAUUCCUAUAAAUAAUAAUAAUUUACAAGAUGAAGAAGAAGAUGAAGAAGUUGGGAAUGGUGGGGAAGAAGAAUCAAUAGAUAAUCCUUACAAUAAUAAUAAUAAUAAUCAGAAUAAUUUGCAGAAUAGUGUUAUUGAAGCUGGAAUGGAAGAUAUGGGUGUUCAUCAUCAGCAGCAGCAUGCUUUAUAUGUACCGGAUACCGAAAUACAGCCGGUGGUAAACACGGGUGGUGGUGUUGAUCAGCUAACGUUGUCGUUUCAGGGUGAAGUUUAUGUCUUUGAUGCAGUUUCACCCGAAAAGGUGCAAGCUGUGUUAUUGCUAUUGGGUGGGUAUGAAGUGCCAACUGGUGCUCCUACUAUGGGGCUUCCUCCUCAAAAUCAAAGGGUUUUGACUGAAUUUCCUGGACGGUCAAGUCAACCACAAAGAGCUGCUUCAUUAAGUCGGUUUAGGGAGAAGAGAAAAGAAAGAUGCUUUGAUAAGAAAAUCCGUUAUAGCGUACGGAAGGAAGUGGCCCUCAGAAUGCAGCGUAAAAAAGGUCAGUUUACAUCAUCCAAGGCUAUCAAUGACGAAGCAGCUGCUUCAGAUUGGAAUGGUGGUCCUGCCCAGGAUGAAGAAACCUUAUGUAGACACUGUGGAAUCAGCUCAAAAUCCACUCCAAUGAUGCGCCGUGGGCCUUCUGGGCCACGUACAUUGUGCAAUGCUUGUGGACUCAAGUGGGCCAACAAGGGAGUUUUACGAGACCUUAACAAGGUAUCGGCACCAGGGGUUCCAGACCCGACUGGAAAGACUAUUGAGCAGCAGAGUGACAGAGAAGCAAAUGACACUAAUGCUGUAAAUGUGAAUGCGAUGAUUGUAUCUAAUGGAGGAGACAAUUCGGGUGACACCGUUGAAAGAUGAGGAGUUUCUUCUUUUUUCGUUGUAACUUGCAACCAAUCCGGAUAUUGAAGAAAAAGGUGUCAAAUAACAAUCUCACAGUAGUUACAAAUAUUGUAGAUAUUUUAUUCAAGACUUAAGGUACAUGAGAUUGCAUUUUUACAUAGCAUUUUUCAGUUGCUUUUCUUAUAUAGAUCUGGGAUGUAUUUUCUAAAUUGGCAAUUUGUAUCUCUGGUAGCUCACUUCAUUGAACAUGAAAUACAUUUGAGUCAUUUGUUUGGUCA
Messenger RNA from Erigeron canadensis, 1551 nucleotides. RefSeq names its product GATA transcription factor 24-like. The transcript has 7 exons. Bases 257 to 1291 code for a protein of 344 amino acids. NCBI's taxonomy places the organism in Eukaryota, Viridiplantae, Streptophyta, Magnoliopsida, Asterales, Asteraceae. Gene Ontology annotation, molecular function: sequence-specific DNA binding; zinc ion binding; protein binding. Gene Ontology annotation, biological process: regulation of DNA-templated transcription. The record is from RefSeq and is a predicted model, not a curated record.